Molecule: messenger RNA, 8247 nt
Organism: Dunckerocampus dactyliophorus (ringed pipefish)
Lineage: Eukaryota; Metazoa; Chordata; Actinopteri; Syngnathiformes; Syngnathidae
Product: pikachurin
Exons: 29
Coding region: 646-3831 (1061 amino acids)
Molecular function (GO): calcium ion binding; protein binding
Source: RefSeq, a predicted model, not a curated record
ACCGUUACAAGGAAGACCCGCGAAAAACGAAAGGUUCCACAGCGUCAGCCACACCCUUUUCACGAUAAACAGGUGAGGUACAUGAACUAAAGGACACCCCGCACAAUUUUGGUGAGGAUCUGGAUAAAGGUGCAGAUUGAGGGUUUCCCCCCCGCCCCCACAUAGAGGCCAAGUGGUGCAGUGACCCACCAGAUGCACCUCCAAUCUCCUCCAAAUUCAAGUCGUCGGCGUCCUCCUGGCUGCGACUGACGUCCUGCGAGUUGACGGACAGGCUGAUCCGGAGCGGUGGGCUUUCCAGGGGGCUCUCCUUCUUGGGCACCUCUCUCCCAGAAGAAAGCCGCUGUCGGCUCCGGGCUAGGGGCGCUUGACCGGCGUGCACGGCUCCCAGCAGAAUCAAACAAGUGGUCAGGCUAUGCCAUAACUUCAUGGUCCACUCGGGACAUGGCGCUGCUCGGAACCAAACGGUCUCAUCUGCUCAUCGUGGAUACGGCGAGGAGGGACUUGCUUCCAGAAGUUCCUCAGACGACCAUCCACACCCAGAACCGGGCCGCACUGAGCCACAAGGAUGGGGAGUGCUGCUGGUGACGUGUGUGAGGGUCCAUCCUCUGUGGGUGGAGAUAAGACGGAGCCGACACAGGCGAAGAUAUGGAGACGAGCUGCAAAGAGAGGACUUUAGUGCACUUUGUUGUCCUUGCAAUGUGCAUGGUCGCUGUCUGUAGUGCAGCAAGGAGGUCCAAUGUGAGGAGGUCUGAUCGCCUGAGUCCUCCGUUGGACAUCCAGUUGGAGACAGUCAACUGCACCGCCUUCAGUGUGCGAUGGAAGAUGCCCCGACGACACGUCAGCACCAUCACCGGAUACAAGGUGUUUUACACAGAGAUGAAAAAUGGCCGUCCGCUGGGCACGGCCUCCGUGUUGGAAGUGCCUCUCAGUCUGGACAUGCUGACAACUGGCCAAUUUGACGGGCAAGCAAGCUUUGAUGUGGACGUUGCAAACUUAAAGGUGAACACAAAGUACCGAGUGAGUGUUGGCGCCUACGGUUGGGCCGGGGAGGGUCGACCCAGCAUGCCCCGAGACGUUGGCACCGGCUCACAUGAAAUGUGCAUGCCACCCUCACCCCCAACUCAGCCUGUCGUCAUGGCGAUAUCUGACACGGAGUUGGCGCUGUCAUGGCAGCAAGGGGAGAGCGAGGGAAGUGCACCCGUCCUCCACUUCCUGGUUGCUUACAUCAGGCCAGAAAUGGACACGGAGUGGACGUACAUCCGGGAGGCCAUCGAGACCAACUCCAUGGUGCUGAAGGGCCUGAUACCAGAAACGGAGUACCAGUUUGUCAUCAGAGCCGUCAACUUGUACGGAGCCAGCCCGCCGAGCCACGUCAAUCACCCGGUGCGCACUCUGGGAGCAUCAGAUGUGGGCAGUGGUGAUUACGGGCGUUACCUCACAGACACGCAGGUCAAAGACGACGACGGUUUUGACGACUCCGACUAUGACAUCUUUAUUGAGAAGCUGAAUCAGUUUCCUGAUGUCAAUCAAGACAACGGCAAGUCGCAGCUUCGCUCUCGCUCCGGUCCGUCGGGUCAGAACGUCGUCUACCGCAUGAACACCAUGGCUCCACCCGACAACACUUCACUUCCCCUGGCCUCCUCCACCACCCCUACAGUCUUCCCUGACUUCUCAGGUCUGAUUUUCCCCACCAGCUCAGAGCGGGACAUCACCACUCUGACCGCUACUACCACCACCAGUACCACUUUGCCCGCAUCCACCGCGCCUCCCACCAUCUCCCAGUGGAAUGGCGAGGUUCCACGAGUCUACCAACUGACCUGUGACGACACAGUCUGCCCCCCCGACAGCUUCUGCCUCAGCGACUUUGGUAGCGGUGGGUCGCGCUGCCACUGCAACCUCGGACGUGCGGGGAACACUUGCUCUGAAGUGGUGUCCGUCAAGUUUCCCAGGUUCUACGGCUACUCCCACAUGACCUUUGAACCUUUGAAGAACUCCUACCAGUCUUUUCAGAUCACAGUGGAGUUCAAGGCGGACGCUGAGGAUGGUCUGCUGCUCUACUGCGGUGAGAAUGAACACGGCCGUGGAGACUUCACCUCGCUGGCCCUGGUGCGAGGCAAGCUGCACUACAGGUUUAACUGUGGCACGGGCGCGGCUCACAUCAUCAGCGAGAGUCGCGUCGUGGUCGGCCAGUGGCACACGGUGACCGUCUUUAGAGACGGCAUGAGCGGCUGGCUCCGACUGGACAACGACACGCCGAUGUCCGGUCGAUCCCCGGGUCAGUACACCAAGAUCACAUUCCGCUCGCCGCUGUACGUGGGCGGAGCUCCGGGCGCUUAUCACCUGGUGAGGACGACGGGCACCAAUAGAGGCUUCGUUGGCUGCUUGCAAAGUCUGACCGUCAACAACAUGGCCAUCGACAUCAGGCCGUGGCCGCUGGGCCGAGCUCUGAGCGGCGCUGACGUAGGCGAGUGCAGCGACAGUGUGUGCGACGUGGUGGGCUGCGUUAACGGCGGCGUGUGCUUCGCAAACCGCGCCGAUGGCUUCAUCUGCCUUUGCCCGCUCAGCUUCAGAGGAGCGCUUUGUGAAGAGAGCUUCUCUCUGUCAUCACCGCUCUUCAACGAGACUCUCUUCUCUUACGCCGUGGUGCCGUGGCCUCAGCCCACUCAGAGCUACCUGUCCUUCAUGGAGUUCGAGCUCACCUUCAGGCCGUCUGAGCCCGACGGAACGCUGCUGUACAGCGACGACGCCGGCAGUGGGGACUUCCUGGCCAUCAACCUGGUGGAGCGAUACGUGGAAUUCAGAUUCGACUGCGGCUCUGGAGGCGCUGUUUUAAGGAGCAAGGAGCAGAUCAGCCUGGACGCCUGGCACGAGCUGAGGGUGUCUCGCACUGCAAAGAGUGGCAUCCUGCAAGUGGACAGCCAGAGGCCUGUGGAAGGAUUUGCUGAGGGAGCUUUCACGCAGAUAAACUGCAGCUCUCCUCUCUACAUUGGAGGUGUGCCAGAGUACGAGAAAACCAAGAGAACCGCCGCCGUCAUGAAGCCCUUCACCGGAACUAUUCAAAGGCUGAUACUGAACGAUCGCACCAUCUCCAUAACAAACGGCUCGGCUGGCGGCGUGAACGUGGCCAAUUCCGCUCACCCGUGCGUCCAAAGUCCCUGCGCCAACGGCGGAACCUGCAGGCCCAAGUGGGACGGCUACGAGUGUGACUGCCCCCUAGGGUACGAUGGCCGGCACUGCCAGAAAGAGUGUGGAAAUUACUGCUUGAACACCGUGACGGAAGCCAUCGAGAUCCCACAGUUCACCGGUCGCAGCUACCUGACCUACGACAACAGGGACAUCCUGAAAAGGGUGUCUGGUUCCAGGAACAACCUCUUCAUGCGUUUCAAGAGCACAGCCAAGGACGGCCUCUUGCUGUGGCGAGGAGACACGCCCAUGAGAGCCAACAGUGACUUCCUGUCCAUGGGACUGCAGGAUGGAGCGCUCAUCUUCAGUUAUAAUCUAGGCAGUGGUCCAACAAACAUUGUUGUCAAUGGAACCUUCAGUGAUGGGAAGUGGCACAGAGCCAAAGCAGUCAGGGACGGCCAGUCAGGGAAGCUGACAGUGGACGACUACGGGGCCAAAACGGGCCGGUCGCCAGGCAAGAUGCGACAACUGAACAUCAAUGGACCGUUAUAUGUUGGCGGCAUGAAGGAGAUCGCCCUGCACACCAACAGGCAGUACGUCGGAGGGCUCCUGGGCUGCGUGUCGCACUUCACGCUGUCCACCGACUACCACCUGGCGCUGGUGGAGGACGCCGCAGACGGCAAGAACAUCAACACGUGCUCCAAGUAGAGCCUCAGGUCCUGUUUUUGAAGAAGCGCGCCAUCUUGGCUCUUUUUUUUUUUUUUUUUUUUUUGGCUGUUGGUCAUUGUUGGAAGUGACUGAAACGCUGACACAAUGAUAUGUUCAUGUAUCGGCCACAGGAGGCGACAAAGCGCUCCGCAGGCCAAAAGUUUAGAAGGACAUUUUUGAUGGGGAAUUUUUUUUUUUUAACUGCAAAUCCUUCUUUGAUUGAAAGAGUAAUCCUGGGGAGGAAGCGUUAUGAAGGAACGGCCCGACCUAGAGCAGCUAGCACACAUCCACUUCUUUGUAGAGGAUUUUGCUUCGGCCUUAGCGACUUUCUCUCUCUUUUCUUCUUUUUGUUGUUCUUGUUGGUUGUCUAGUGGUUGUGUGUCUCUGUAGACAAGGUGUGCGUUUUUAUUCAUUUUUUAAGGUCGACACUCGCUGAGGGUGAAGCUUUAGCUGCAGUCAUGUUUUAUAUGGUAAAAGGUUAGCCAAACUGCUGUGAUGGUUUUCUAUUCCAACAAUGGUGUUGUCAGUCACACUGCCGACAAAUCAUUGGUGAUUCAUAUCCAAAUAAUAAUUUAAAAAAAAAAAAGCUUACUAUCUCGCAGACACGGCGGCGUACAUCGUUGGGAUUCUUGCCGCGAGUCUCGUCACACUUGUUGCUAGGCAGAAUUCAUAGCGCUGAAUCACAAAUGACUCAUACGCCAACGGAGAAAAAACAAAAAACUAUUUGGUAACGGAACCACCGCUCUGUAUUAAAUCUUUUUUUUUUUUUUUUUUUUUUUUUACAUGCAUGCAUGUUACAUUGGAAUACCUCCAAUAUUACAAUUCACAAUUCCAAAAUAGAAUUCAAAGAAGAGUAUUUGCCCGAUGAAGUGAUUCUCUUUGUAUUACUACUACUUUUUUCAGACUUCAUUCUUGUAACGUUACAUUUUUUGCCGACAUUUUGCUGAUUUAUUCUAGUAGCAAUGACAAAUUUAUACCUUUUACAUGUGUUUUUGUAAUAUUAAAUUAAACAAAUACUAUACUGUGGAACCUCGGUUAAAGUCCGCCCCGGUUAGCGUGUUUUUGGGUUUACGUCGAAAAUUUACAGUUUUGCCUCAAUUUGCUUCUAUUCUCCGGUUAGUGUAUAAUAUGGCGCACAUCUUGCGGUGUUAUUAAUACGCUGCGUGAGUCUGUCUGUUGUGUUCUUUUUUUUUUUCGGAAAAUGUCCAUCCUUGUUAGCAUCCUCUUAGCUAGCGAACAAAACUGCAACCGGACCCAGGAGUUUGCUCAGUUACGCGGCCCAUCUAUGAUGUCAUCAGCGGUUAACAUAAAACACGUUUUAAUAGUUUUACGUUCUAAAUGCGUACAAAUGAUUGAAUGAAAAGGAGAAACUAAUAUUUAAGGUUACUUUUAUCUUCAUUGACGACUACUCUUCCCAAAGACACGAUGUGUCAGCGAGACACCCCACAGACACCAUCUUCCUGUUUUGUCAUGAGUUAUUUCUUGAAUUCAGUAGCGUUCCUCACCUUUUUUUUUUUUAGCAAAAAUGCUGCAACUUGCAACUUUCUUUGGCUCCGUUUUGGGGUGAGAAACACCAUUGAAUUCAAGAAACAACUCAUGUCAAAACAGGAAGGUGGUGGUGGCUGAUCUCGCUGCCACACAUCGCGUCUGUGGCUACAGUCACGUCAAGAAUCACGUCUUUUAUGAAGAUAAACAUUAUCGUAAAUGUUUAUUUAUCCCUUUCAUUCAUCGAUGAUAUGCACUUUGAGUUUAAUUUUGUUAUACAUCUAAAACUAAAAUUGUUAAACUAUAAAAACAUGUUUUGGGUAAACAUUUUUGGCUUCCUGGAACUGAUGAAUUGGAUUUACAUUGCAGUCGUCCCUCGCAAUAUCGGGUUUUUCAGAAAUGAAUUAUGAAAUGAUCAAUGUUUCGUGGUAGCCGAUGGUCUGUUAUUAGUCCAACACAUUGAAGUACAAGCGAUAUGUAGUGUUCUGGUCACAAGCCGCAGUCAUGACACAAGACAUUGAGACAUUACCUUAACACUGCAUCAAGUCUUGAAGUCAGACAUGAUAGAGUGAAAAAAGGUUUUCCUCUCAUCCCAUGUGGAUGUGGUAAGUUUUUGGCGUCUUAAAUUUAGGCCCUGCCCACACGGGAACGCAUCAGUGAGUGAAAACGAUGUAAUACAGAAGGCACACCUGCGUGUGGCGCUGUGAACAGGCACGCAGACGGAACCACGUGACAUUCCAAACCAUAGAAGAAGAAAUGCACAUAAUUCCGUCGUCUUCCGCUUACGAGAAGUGGAAUUACUUCUGCGAGUCAUUAUGGAGAUGAGAUGACAAAAUAUCAGGAGAAUGUCGUCUGAGGUGAGUCACGUCCCUCAAAAUAUUCAUUCAUUAUGUUGGCUUGUCGUCAAAGCUCACUUCUGGUCACGUGACGGCGACGGCGGAUCGGUGACGUCAUAGUUCUGAUAUUGCCUGUCGUGAUGGAAAUUUCGACUCUUUUUCAGAGACCCGGUUCUUUUGGCUCGGCUCACUAAAAAGAGACGUCUCUUUUGGCUCCCAAGUGGCUCAUCAGAUUUUUUUUUUUGUUGACUGAAAUGAAUUUACCACCAAAUUAUGUGUAUUGUGUAAAAUGAAUUACCAAUGCAAAAAAUGCAUGAUAACAAAUGUUUGUUUAAAUUGAUUUAUUUAAACCUCAUUGAGCAGCUACAAAAAUAGAUUCUAAUGUUAUAUUAUAAAUAAAAUACAAAGACAAAAAGCCCAUCUCAAUUGACCAAUUAAGUCAAACUAUCUCUUCAUGCAAAUUUCUCAUGAACGAAUCGGCUCUAAGAGCACCACAGUGUGUGUUUAACCCCACCGCUCCCCCUGCUCAGUGUGGACACAGAGAACCGCCCCACAUCUUGACCAAUGACAUUCACCUUUUAACAGAAAAUAAGACAAGGAAAAACUAAUUGUCUCCCAACGACGCGAACCAGCUCCCAUCGCUCAUUUCAAAGAGCCGGCUCUUGGAGCCGAUUCGUUCGCGACCGACACAUUACUAAUUUACCUGUCUACACCUACGCGGCAACGACAAGCCGCCGUUUUCAGACUUUCCCACUCUGGAAGAAGUCUUCAAAAAAUAUCGUUUCAGGUCACCCAGAAUGCCGUUGCCGUGAGGAUGAGAGGCUGAAACGCUAAAAUACUUUGCCAUUUUGACCUGAAAACGUUUCCGUGUGGAUAGAAGCUAACUGGUUAGCUCGCUAGCUAGUGGCCGUCUCCAGUCCUUGCAGCAUAAGAGUUGCAGUUUGGCGUAAACAAUGAAUAAUAGGAGUGUAAAGGUGACAAAAGGCGUGUUAUUUCAUGCCCACAUGGCUCUAAUAAUGUUGAAAACCCCAUUUAGAAAGUCAGAAACAGCUUUUCUAACUCAGAAAAUAUUCAAUUUUUAACAUUUAAUCCUAUAUCGCGGAAAUUCAUUUAACGAGUUCGUACAUGGAACCAAAACAAGGGACGACUGUAUUUCUUAUGGGAAAAAAUGUAUUUGGUUAGCGUCCAUUUCGGUUGGAGUCAGCUGCUCCAAAUUUGCAUAACAAUAACCAUCGAAUAAAGUCAAAUGAAAUCUGUGGAACAGGAGAAGAGGAUCUUCGACUUUUCCCUGGCAGAGGAAAUGUGUUUAUCAUGUAAGGGCAUCUAGAUCACCAGUACCAUCUGCACCAAUGGCUGCACACGACCAAAAAAGAACAAAUGAUACCAACCACGGUUCCACUGCACUUGUGAAAUCAUUUAUACACUUUUGUUGUACUAUUACAACUUAACUGUCAUAAAAUGAUGUUUUCCCUCCAAUAUUACAAGUCAAUUUUCCCCAAAUUGUAAUUAAAAAUGCUAUUUUGUUUGGUAAAUUGUAUUGUGUUUUUUUGCUGGUAUGUCUGGUGAAAUUAUGGCUUUUCGUGAAAAUCACAACUUGGUUUUGGUGAAUUACGGCUGUGUUCCUUUUGACUUUAUUCUUGUAAUUCUGUGCCAUUGUUUUUUCUCUUCCAGCGUGCCGCUAGCACGACGCUGUCCACAUGUUGCAGCACUAGUGGUGGCAGUGUUGUCCUCCCUACAACAAUGUAAGACUGCAACAUGACUGGAAGUCUUCUUUAUUUCAGUCCGCUCAUUGUUUCUGUUGAGCAGCAGAGGAGCGGUAAAGCUUGACAAAUGGGGUCAUGGGUCAUCCGUGAAUGUCGUGCAGCUCUAAUUGGUUUGGAAGGGAAAAAAAACCACAGAAAGUCAGCAAAGACCUGCGGCAUUAAAUGUAAAUAAGACAUCAUGUGACUGAUCACCUGCUGUCUGCUCUUCCCGCAUGAUCGAUAGUUCCAAUGAUCACCUUUAUUUGGACUGUGAGCUGUCCCACAUAUAUUUCACCCGCUGUGUUUGCCAACAAGAAGAACACGGUAAUUGUUGCUUUAAAAGAUGAUUUUGU